UUUCAAAAUCAUGAUCAAUGUUUUAUGAAUCUCAGCUCAAUUGUCUAUUAUAAAAGAAAUAAUAAACUUUAUUCAAAUUGAACAGUCCAAAGUCUUUCUUCUAAUACACUGAACGACAGACAUUCAAUUUCUGCCGUAACAAUGACACUAAAAAACACUCACCUGAAAAGGAUCAUAAAGUUUAUAGUGUUAACUGAAUCUCGAAGAGCGCAGUACACUGUUGGGUAAUGAUGCAUGUGUGGGGAGUAAAAAAGAAUUAAUAUUUGAUGAAUUCAAUUAUCACAGUAAAUGCAGAAGGGAAUGGAAAAGAAUUGGGUCACUUUAUUACAUUGCAAGUGUUCACAAUAUACAUGUAGUGCACUGAUCCAACUGUUUUUCUCAGUUUCUAUGAUUAAUGAUAGGCGGUUUCAAAGGAUGAUGGUAACGAUAAUGGUGAUGGUGGUGGGGAUGGUGGGUGUAAUGAUGAUGAUGUAGGGACAGUGAUUUUCCUUUUUACCGGUAAAUAAAAUGGAAAUUCCAUUUGGUUCUUUAUACUUUUCAUGUAAAAAUUCAUGGAAUUUGCCUUUGCAAAAUGGAAUUCAGACUUUUGCUGUGUACAUUUUCAGUGACAAAACGGAAUUUCCAUUUUUAGAUCAAAUUAAAACGGAAUUGCAGAUUUUCAGAAACGGAAAAUCACUGUCUCUAAUGAUGGUUUUGACGAUAAUGAUGUUGGUGAUGGUAGAGUGUCGGAGAUGAUGAUGAUGAUGAUGAUGAUGAUAAUGAUGAUGAUGAUGAUAAUGAUAGUGAUAAUAACGAUGGUGGUGGUGAUGAUGAUGAUGAUGAUUGUGAUGAUGAUGAUGAUGAUGGUGGUGAUGAUGAUGAUGUUGAUGGUGAUGAUGAUGAUGAUGAUAGUGAUGAUGAUUAUGAUGAUGAUGAUGAUGAUGAUGAUAAUGAUAGUGAUAAUAACGAUAGUGGUGGUGGUGAUGAUGAUGGUGUAGAGGUUGUGGUAUUGAAGGUAGUGGCAGUGUUACAAUAUAAAACCAUAGUAAGCACUUGCUUAUUGUGAUAAAAGUUUAAAAGUAACAGUUCCUGUUAAACUGUGUUUUGGAUGAGCACUUGAAAACCCCAUCUUGCGUCCUCAAUGAAAGAAUAACACAUGUCAAUAAAUCUCACGUUUUGAUUUUCAAAAUAUGUACCUAUAUAGGCCUACACAUGAAGCACUGUUAAUUGUUAAUCUGGUCAUAUGAGAUGCUCAUCAAACAUUUGCAUGUUGUGAAUGUGGUUUUGUGCUUUAGAAGUUCUGAUAUGUCAGUAAACACUUACGGUAAUACAAAUAUGAAUGUUUAGAGUAUAAACUGCUGUGACCCCAAUAUGACCUGUCAUGUACAGAUAUAUGCAGGCACACUGCACAGAACUGAAUUUGAACCCUAUUUAACCCUCAUUUGUAAUGUCCUUAGUCUACAUGUAUGCUAUGGUCUCCAACAAAAAGGAAGAGAUAUAUUCAGCCACUGCAAUAUUUUAGGUGUACCAGGUCUGGGCUUGAUUAGGCUAAUUCCUAUUUAAUCCAUGAAAUUACAACCAGGGAUUUAUCACAUGAGCAUUUAUGAUUGAAUUUAUACUUCUGAUUAUUUUUUUUUCAAUUUUGUUUGUUGUUUUCCCAGCUGUAUUUGAAUUCCUUCAUAUUAUACAGUCAUGUACUAGGCCUAUGUACAUGUUGUAUACUUUGUCAGUUAAUAAUGAAUACUUGAAAUACAGAAGAUGUAUCACCAUUACCCAGAAAGAAUUGCGUUCAUAUUUAGAUUUUCUUUUCAUGAUUGGCAUUGUUUUAAACAGCUAUUCUAGAGUGAUAUCCUGUUUCUCAAACCAUUCCAAUUUUCUCAUACAACUCAAAUCACCUGACUAGUAGAAGAUUGGUGGCUACUACAGGAAGUACUCAACAAUACACAAUUAUUGUUACAUACUUCCUACAUGUAAGCCAUAACUUCUGGGGAUUUCUUACACAGAAUGGUGGCAUAACCAGGGCAGCGGUUAUCAAAGUUUUUGCCGUGAAUAAUCUACCGUAAAGUUGUUGACAUCAUGGCAUCCUAUCUGGAUUUAUUUGUUUUAGACUUGACAUUUUUUGUUGAUUCACCAAGUUCUCAGUGGUAUUUAAUUUUCUCUUUAAAAUCAUUGACCUUUACCAGAAACAAUCCAUAGAUCUAUGCAAGAUCUAUGUUCAAUUUUAUUAAUUUCAUUUAAUUGCAAUGCAUUUGUAAACCAGGGAAAAAAUACACGGGGGCUUGGGGCCAAUUCUUCCCCAAAAUACCCCCAAGAGCCCUUGAUAUCUAAAAAAGGAAGCCCCCAGAAAGUUUUACUUUAUUUUUCAUCUGAAAUAUGCUACAGAAAAUUGGUCUGCUAAAAGACCUACAUGUAGUUAAAGAAAUGCAAUGCAGACAUGCAAUCCAUUUUCUUUUUCUUCUGAAAAGUGCACAGUACUUUCUCUAUCACCGAUUGACCUUAUUAGAGGAAGCACUUUAUAAUAGAUAAGAAGCUGUUAUCAAUCACAAGGUGUAGUAUUAAACUGAAUAUUACAUUAAUGAAUUGGUCAAGAGCCCAUUACUGAUAGAAAUGUGACAUUUUUGUUGAUUUAAAUUUCAGGGAAACGGGACGCAGUGUUUAAUUUUAUGCUCAUUCUACUUCUAUCUAUCUCUCCCCUCUCAUUUUUGUCUCUCCAUCAUUCUGUCAAUAUCUACCCCUAUUUUUCUGUUUCUUUCUCAUCUUGCUCUCUCUCUCUCACUCACUCCCUUCCACCCUAACCCCUCUCCCUCUCACACCCUCUCUCUCCUUUCACCCUCUUUCUUUCUCAAUUAUCGACCUCUACAGGAAGCACUUCAUAGAGAACAGAUGCUUGAGCAGAAGCUGGUUGCGUUACAGAGGUUGGUAUCGUCUACGCAAGAGGCAACGGACAGUAGCUGGCAGGCCCUCAUCGAUGAGGACAGGUUACUCUCAAGACUAGAAGUGGUAGAAAAUCAACUCAGGGCGUAUUCUAAGGCGAACACGGAGGAGAGCAUAAGGAAGGAGCUAAUAGCACUACAAGAAGACAAGUCCAACUAUGAAAAGACUGUCAAGGAUUCAUUGAAGAAAGCCCUAGAGGAAAAGCUGGAAGCAUGCAGGAAGGUUGCAGACACAGAGCGGAUGUUGAGCAACUCGGAAGACGAGUGUGCGCACGUCAGGGAAGAGCUGGAGAACCUAAAGCAGGAACAGGAAAUGCUCCUGGAGAAGUAUUCCCAGCUGGAAAAGGACAGCCAGGAGCUGCUCCAGAAGAUGAACGAGACCGACCGGCUCCACGAUGAGGAGCUGGAGCGGUUGAAGGAGGAGCAGGGAGAAGUCCAGCAGAGGCUGAUUGCGCUGCAGAUAACCGAGAGUACUCUGGGAGCCAGGGCGGAGGAGCUCCAGGCGGAGAACGACUUCAUCAAGGACCAACUCAUCUCAACAAAAGAACGUCUGGAGGAAGCACAGGAUGCUCUGAAGCUUGUCGGUAGUCCACAGACAGAGGGUGAUGUGAGCAGUCAAGACCAAGAUGAAAAGAAGGAUGAAAAGGAAGCUCCAACAGAGGAAAAUAAUGAAGAGGAACCAGCUAAACAUAAAGCAGGUCCGGGGCCUCCAGUGGAAGGUGAUGAAAUUCCAGUACAUCACAUAUCUCUAUUAACAAACGGUGAUGACAGGACGCCCACUCGAGAGUCUGGUGUUCAAGUGGAGACCAUGUGGAGGGAAGCCACCAAAAAGGAGAUGAAUGGCAGGGUGAAAGAUGCAACAGAUGGUGCUAUGUUGGAUUCUGUGAAAACUUUGAAGAAUACUGCAGAGGAGUCUGUCCUUAGACAAGUAUCUAGAAAGAAAUUUGAACUUGAAGAGGCGGAGCAGAGGAUAGCGGGGAGCAACAGGACGAUAGCCGGUCUCAAGAAUGAACUAAGUCAAGCCCACCAGGAUCUUGAGAAACAUAGUCAAGAAAUCAACUCACUGGAGCAGCGGUUGCAGGACGCCGAGGAGCACACCAGGACGGCCGUGGAGAAGGCCGUUGCGGAACUCAGGGAAAGACUAUCCCCAGAGGUUGGCACUGAUAGCCAGGACAAUGAUUCAGAAACCUCUAGCAUACAAACAUUAAUUGAUGAACCUAUGAUAAUGGUCAAGGAACAAGAAAGGCAACUGGCAGCAGCACCGGACGGGGGUAUAUCAAUGACGAAAGAGUCGUCGUCAACAUCUUUGAAUUCCUCGAGUGAUAGUGAUGGUAGACUUCAAAAUCAUGUACAAGACGAUAGUGCAAACUCCUCAGGCUUAAAUGAAACUCUGCUAGAAAUUGACACCUUGAAAGAUGAACUGCAUACGUUAAGACAGAAGUACAGUCAACUAGCUACAGAGAAUGAAUCAAUCAGCAAACAAUUACAGACCACUCAACAGGCGGCUAAACUAGCAACAGAUAAUGCUACCACCUUGAAAGGUAAAUUGGAAGAAGCAGAAAAGUCAUCCAGGGCAGUCACGGCCCAGCUACCUUCAUUACAAGAACAAUUAAAUAUGGAAUCGGGGCUAGUACAGCAAUGUCGUCAGGAAAUUGAAAGUUUAAAAAAAAAUUUAGCAGAGGCUAAUCAGUCAUCUAGCAGUAGUAAAACAGAGCUAUCACAAUGCAAAGAUAAAAUCAUAACCCUCUCAGGUGAUUUGGAAAGAGAGAAAGAAGCGAGACAAAAGCUUGACAAGCAAGUCACCCAAAUAGCAACCCUGGAAGCAGAGCUAGACAAGGAAAGGAAGGAGAAAACUGUACUAGAAGCUAAAGUGAAGCAACUGCAGAAAAGGAUAGCAGAGCUUGAAGAAUUGGAAAAGCAAAGGAUUAUAGAAAAUGAUAAAGAUACGGCAACGUCUCCAUCUGAAAGUGGUGAUCUCAAAUCAGCAGUCUCUUCUUUGGAAGCUGACCUGGAAAGUUCAAGGCAAGAAAAGAACGGUCUGAAGGAAGAAGUUAGCAAACUUCAAAAGCUUCUGUCAGAAUCUGAAUCGGCAAGAAGGAAACUAGCCGAUGCUAAAUCAGAUGGUAGCAUAGAGACUGUAGACUUCAAAGCAGAAAAGGAAAGUCUACAAAAACAAUUGACCAAAGCUAAUGAGGAUAUUGAGCGAUUGCGUAGUAGUCCUAGUCCUAGACCCCAAGACGUGGAUCUACUGAGGCAGCGCUUAGAGGCUGUUACACAAGAGUUGAACAGAACGAAGGAUAAUAAUGCAAUGGUCCAGAUGAAGUGGUUACCUGUGUGUGUGAUCAGCAUAGCCAUCCUGGCAGCUGUGUUUCAGGCUUUCCUGGCCAUGCGAGUAGAGGUAUGACGUCCAGUCCUCGUAUGCAAACACAUCCACCCACAGCCGUCACAAAUAAUGAAGUCCAUGCCGUACUCUGUGAUCCUGCCAUGAUACGUACUACGAGGAGCCUUUUCUCGUGUCUCUACUGGUCAAUUACUUUUGUAGGAAAGACGAAGCACGUCCUGACUGAAAAGACCCAUUUUCUGUCCAAGUCAAGAUUUUCUCAGAAGCCGCUGUGUAUUGAUCCGAAUGCUACGUGUAGAUUUAAGUCAUGGAGCUGUUUCACGAGAGUUCAGUGUAAAAUGCCAAUUGUGGUAUUCAAUGUAUGAUCUUAUUUAUCAGAAGCACACAUCCUCUGAGUCUGAUCUCACCAAUGGGUGAUUUCAAGUUCAGUGUUGACCUUUUGGUGUUGGUGUCAGGUUAAUUUUAACUCGAGUAUAACACCAAACAUAAAAUGAAGAUGGUCCUGAAAAGUCACUCACUAGUUGUUGAGAUCAAUUUUACAAACUCAGAAUAGGUUUUGGAGCUAGGGGAAGCAAUCCAAAUUUCAACACCAAUGCCAACACCGGACUUGAAAUCACCCAAUGUGAUGAUGCGGUAUGCAAUCAAGUCUGUUUUAGCCAAUCUCUGUAGCAGCCACCUGCCUAAUAAGGUCACAUUUUGGGUUUCCCCUGGGUGGUCUGGGACUUUAAGUUUGAUUGAAAGUCACACUCAGACCGUUUGCGAAACAACCGAGAGGAAAUUUUCUGGUCAUAUUUCACUGAAUAUGUAAAACAAAUCCAGGCUCCUAUCAGCUAAAAUUAACUUUAUUAACAUUUUCACAUUAGAAAAUGGCCUCAAAGUGACAUGUAGCUUUUUAGGUUAUGUUGGUGAUUUUUUUUGUGGAAAGAAAAUGUUUGGGUGUCGUUUUUGUCAAUGAAUUGUAUGAUUCAAUUAUGAUAAUUCUAUUUCACUAGCAUUGCUGCAUCAAUGUUGUAUGAAACUUUGUCAGUUGUAGUUGGAUUUUCUUGUAUCCAUGACAUAUCACCCACGUUGACUGUAAAAUAAAUUAUGAGUAAUUCAUACUUUUCUCAUUUUUAGGAUAUGGUAUUUGUCCUUCAAUUGUUAGGGAGCUGCAUUUAUUGGAAUUUGAUUGUAUUUCAUCUGGGUCCCAUAACACAAAGGUUAGCGAUUCAUCGUACGCUUGAUUUUUACGAUUGAUUGUACAAUGUAGUCAAUGGAAUCAAUCGUAGAAAAAUGUUCUACGAUCAUUGCUAAGCUUUGUGUUACGAGCCCCUGGGGUGAUUCACACAAAGAGUUUUGGGUGAUACAAAGUCAUACUUAAACAUCAAUGUGCAUAUGAUAUAUACAGUGGUGCUAGAAAGUUAGUGAACCCCACCGCAAAAUGAACUCCUUCAUGCCGAGUGUUGAACGUAGACAACAACAUUACAAUGUCCGGCAAGCCCACAGAAACAAACGUUAUUGAAUGUAAUAUUUUAUCCCCUGACUUAACAAUUAACUAUCUAUAACGGGGCAGAACUUGAACACUUUUAAAUAUUUUCAUUUUCUGGUGGGGAUCACUAACUUUUUAGCAUCACUGUAUAACAUAACCUCAUUUAUGAGUAUGCAGGAGUGUGGGUCCACUGGACAUGAUCUGACUAUUGACUAAUGAGGUGAAAAGUCAUGUACAGCUUGGGAAUGUAAGUGUGAUUUUCAGUCACAAUUAAGUCUUUAUGAAACUACCCCUUGGGCCUGUUACAUACAAGAAAAAUAAGUUUAUCACUGUGUUAUUGUCAAUUGCAUAAUUUUGUUUGCCAGAUUUUUUUUUUUUAAGGCAAAAUUUUUAUAGUGCAGGCUCUUCUUGUCACUCUCUUUGGUAUUCAGAAUAUUAUGCCAUCUUUAUAUUGGGGACAAAUAUUCCAACUGACAAGUAGUUAUAAGUGCUUUGCUAAAACUUAAUUGAACCAUUGGUUGCAUGAAAAUUAUUUUAUAUAUAAAAAUAAAUGCCACCCAAAUUUCCAUACUUUCCAUUUCUAUGUAAUACUUACU
Molecule: messenger RNA, 7317 nt
Organism: Lytechinus pictus (painted urchin)
Lineage: Eukaryota; Metazoa; Echinodermata; Echinoidea; Temnopleuroida; Toxopneustidae
Product: sarcolemmal membrane-associated protein-like
Exons: 17
Coding region: 2863-5316 (817 amino acids)
Biological process (GO): actomyosin structure organization; peptidyl-threonine phosphorylation
Cellular component (GO): cytoplasm; cytoskeleton
Molecular function (GO): protein serine/threonine kinase activity
Source: RefSeq, a predicted model, not a curated record